Perca flavescens (yellow perch) is the source of this 1781-nucleotide messenger RNA. It is a transcript of the gene sstr2a, whose product is annotated as somatostatin receptor 2a. Lineage: Eukaryota; Metazoa; Chordata; Actinopteri; Perciformes; Percidae. The record is from RefSeq and is a predicted model, not a curated record. Gene Ontology annotation, molecular function: neuropeptide binding; somatostatin receptor activity. The transcript is spliced from 3 exons. Gene Ontology annotation, cellular component: plasma membrane; neuron projection. Gene Ontology annotation, biological process: cellular response to glucocorticoid stimulus; cellular response to estradiol stimulus; neuropeptide signaling pathway. Bases 1 to 1143 code for a protein of 380 amino acids.
AUGGCCUUGGAUCAGUGGCCCUUUCUCCCGACUGUCCCCAACAUCUCCAUCCCUGAGCCCCUCCUGUACGACAGCUACAUGCAGGGGAAUGAGUCCAACCUGGACCUGAACAUCUCCAAGGCCAGGGAGCCUCACCAGGACAAGACCAGCUCUGUGGUCAUCACCCUCAUCUACUUCAUAGUAUGCGCCGUGGGGUUGUGCGGCAACGCCCUGGUCAUAUAUGUCAUCCUGCGAUAUGCCAAAAUGAAGACGGUGACCAACAUCUACAUCCUGAACCUGGCGGUGGCCGAUGUUCUGUGCAUGAUGAGCCUGCCGUUCAUCGCCCUGCAGCUGACGCUGGUGCACUGGCCCUUCGGAGAGGUGCUGUGCAGGGUGAUCAUGACUGUCGACUCUCUCAAUCAGUUCACCAGCAUCUUCUGUCUGAUGGUGAUGAGCAUCGAUAGGUACUUCGCUGUGGUCCACCCUAUUAAGUCCACAAAAUGGCGGAAGCCCCGUGUGGCCAAGCUUAUCAACCUGACGGUGUGGUGUGUGUCCCUGUUAGUCAUCCUACCUACUUUGAUCUUUAGUGGCCUUCACAAGGAGCAAACAUGUGGGAUCGAGUGGCCGGAGCCCCAGGAUGUCUAUUACACAGCCUUCAUAAUCUAUACCUUCUUCAUUGGGUUCUGCCUACCUCUAGCAGUCAUAUGUCUGUGCUACCUGCUCAUUAUAGUCAAGGUAAAGUCGUCCGGCAUGCGGGUGGGUUCCAGCAAGCGCAAGCGCUCUGAGCGUAAGGUAACACGGAUGGUGUCCAUAGUGGUGGCGGUGUUUGUCCUCUGUUGGCUGCCUUUCUACAUAUUCAACGUCACCUCCGUCACCAGCUCCAUCAACCCCACCUCUGCCGCGAAGAGCACCUUCGACUUUGUCGUGGUGCUGGGCUACGCCAACAGCUGCGCCAACCCCAUCCUGUACGCCUUCCUGUCGGACAACUUCAAGAAGAGCUUUCAGAACGUCCUAUGCCUGAAAAAGGUGGCAGGCCUGGACGAGAUAGAGCGCAGUGACAGCAGGGCAGACAGGAGCAGGAUGGUUAACGAUGCUGUACUCCACGCCAACCUGGAGACUCACAAUGCUGCCCUGCUGAAUGGCGAGCUACAGACCAGCAUCUGAGCAGCGGCAGUCACAUCCAACGAGCCCAGAGAGACGGACAGAUGAGCUGCCACUAUAGUGACUCCUGUUCAAAGAUGUGGGGGCCGGACGAUGAUGUAAUAGCUGCUGCUCGUGGACAUCGACACAUGGACAAAGUCUAGGUGAAAAAUACAUAAUUUCUUAAGGGAAAGUCCACUGACUCCAGCUCAAAACUCUUAAUAUUUGGGUUGAAUUUGCCCUGAGACGAAAAUGAUUGACUAAAGUGAUUUCAAACACAACAGAGACAAGUGAUGUUCGAGUCAAACAUAAAUAGGAGUGCUGUUAAUGGUUCUAUUGAGUUGUCAGAAGUCAUGCAGACUGAACGAAAAUCAAAACGAGACGCAGGAUCAGAGAAUGGACUGCUGUGGACCCACAGGAGAAAUACUGGGGCUGCUUCACCCAUGGUAGAGUGAGAGAGCUAGACGGGAUUGAGCACCAUCCAGGCGCUCCUUGAUGGAGCGUUUUGAGAGCUAUGGAGGGUCGGCAUUGAUUUCUCUGAAUGUGGAAAUACUGCUGAAGAAGACAGUCAAACAUUUCAGUUGGAAACAGCCAGCACUGUAAUUCUGUAGAGUCUUUAAAAGAAAAACUAAAUCAAAAAUCUUGAGCCAAAGGGAAAACGA